AUGUCUGUCAAAUCCCCUCUCCUUGAUAACCCUGCAGUAUCAUCGACAAGUAGGAGCAGUGGCCAAGGACUACGAAAGAUCCCAGGUGAUUAUGGACUCCCUUUUUUUGGUCCUUUAUUUGACCGGUUUAGCUUUUUCUACUGUCAAGGUCCAGAAAAAUACUUUACGUAUCGAAUGCAAAAAUAUCAAUCCACCGUGUUUCGAGCCAAUAUGCCACCCGGUCCCUUCAUUUCAUCAAACUCUAAGGUGGUUGUCCUUCUUGAUUCCAAGAGCUUUCCGAUCCUUUUCGAUGGCUCUAAGGUUGAGAAGAAAGAUAUUUUCACUGGUACGUACAUGCCUUCCACCAAACUAACGGGUGGAUACAGAGUCCUUUCCUAUCUCGAUCCAUCUGAACCUAAUCAUUCCAAGCUCAAACAAUUAUUUCUCUCCCUAAUCCAUUCACGUAGUGAAUUUAUCAUCCCAGAGUUUAGAAAAAGUUUCGGUGAAUUGUUUGACACUAUUGACAGUGACCUUGCUGCCAAAGGUAAGGUUAACUUUGAUGCUCCAACUGGUGGUCUAAAUGAAAAGGCGUGUUUUGACUUCCUAGCUCGUUCGUGGCUCUCAACAAACCCGGCUGACACAGAGCUCGGUGACGGAGCACCAUCCAGAAUCAUUCCAUGGUUUUUGUUCACAGUAGCUCCAAUUGCUCCAUUAGGCUUACCUUGUUUUAUAGAAGAUCCUCUCCUCCACACCAUUCGUCUGCCUCCAUGUUUGGUAAAGCGCGGUUAUCAAGAGCUAUACAAUUUCUUCUACAUAAAUGGAGGUGGGAUUCUCGAUGAAGGUGAGAAGAUGGGUAUCAAAAGAGACGAAGUCUGCCAUAACCUUCUCUUUUUUGUGUGCUUUAAUUCCUUCACCGGGAUGAAGGCUCAUUUCCCAAACAUCAUAAAAUGGAUCAGUCGCUUAGAUUUAAGGGAGGAUUGGAAAAAUGCCCCAAAACUGGGUGCAAUGUUGGAAAUCUGCCCCAACUCAAAUAUAUCCUUCAGAAUUCAGGGUUUGGGGUUCAAAAUUCAGGAUUCAAGGUUUAGGGUUCAAGAACUCGCACACGCGGAGUUAACUGAGAUUUCUAACAGUGGGGCAGUUUUUCAACUUUUUUUAACGUUGGGGCAGUUUUCCAAGAUUGCACUCCAAAUUGGGGCAGUUUCCCAAUUUUCCCUAGAUUUAAAGAUACAAAAGCAGUUAAUAGACGAGAUAAGAUCAGCAGUAAAGUCCAAUGAAGGAAAGGUAACGAUGAAAGCAAUAGAAGAGAUGCCACUGGUGAAGUCAGUGAUUUUCGAAAUUCUGAGGUUAGAUCCAGCGGCGCCGUACCAGUAUGCUAAAGCCAAGACAGACUUGGUAAUAGAGAGCCAUGAAUCAACGUUUGAAGUUAAACAAGGGGAGAUGUUGUUUGGGUAUCAGCCAAUCGUGACCAAAGAUCCUAAGGUCUUUGAGAGAGCUGAAGAAUUUGUAGCGGACAGGUUUGUAGGAGUUGAGGGAGAGAAACUCUUAAAGUAUGUGGUGUGGUCUAAUGGACCUGAGACUGAAGAUCCAAUGGUGGACAACAAACAGUGUGCAGGGAAGAAUCUCGUGGAGUUGUUUUCAAGGCUUUUGGUGGUGGAGUUAUUUAUCCGGUACGACUCAUUUAAGGUUGAACUAGGAUCCUCACUAUUGUGUCCUCAAGUUACGUUCACUUCUCUUACGAAAGCCACUGCCGAGGGAUGAUAGGAUGGAAACAAAAUCCGGAGAACUUAUUCUUUGCCUAUUGGGGGUUUGCUGCACUAAUAAGGAGGACACGAGUCAUUUUAUAGAGCUAUUGUUAACAUGUCAUGUGGAAUUAUGCAAAUUAUUUGCUUUUCUUUGUAAUCGCAUUCGUUGUGGGCCGGGUUUCCCUUAUACUAGUGGCCUUAUCAUUAUUGCGUUGCUUUAUAGUUCUCUCCCUCAUUGUAAAGGGCAGUCUGCUUUGCUUUUUUUGCCAUAAGUUUUAGGAUAAAUGGUUUAUUUUUUUUCA
Molecule: messenger RNA, 2023 nt
Organism: Papaver somniferum (opium poppy)
Lineage: Eukaryota; Viridiplantae; Streptophyta; Magnoliopsida; Ranunculales; Papaveraceae
Product: allene oxide synthase-like
Exons: 3
Coding region: 1-1737 (578 amino acids)
Biological process (GO): sterol metabolic process
Molecular function (GO): oxidoreductase activity, acting on paired donors, with incorporation or reduction of molecular oxygen; iron ion binding; monooxygenase activity
Source: RefSeq, a predicted model, not a curated record